AUGGACCCCGUCAUCAUAACGCCGGAUGACGUAGCUGAGGCGGUCCGUAGAGCCCCGAACUGGAAAAGUCCGGGACUCGACGGACUGCAUCACUACUGGCUGAAGGGGUUCAUGGUGUGUCACGCUGUGCUCGCCCGUCAGUUUCAAGAGGCUCUCAACCAGAAGUCGCUCCCUAGCCUCUUCACUACUGGGAUCACUCAUUUGGUUCCUAAAGACCAGGUAAUAAACCGCACGAUGGCCGCCAUAAUUGUUUCCACUACAUCCAUCGCUGCACUGGCUCUGGUUGGAGAGAGACCGUCUCUCCCCGAGCUCGUCUCGUGGCUGGACGUGGAAACACUGCUGUUGCUUUUCAGCAUGAUGAUCCUCGUUGCGAUCGUGGCAGAAACUGGGAUAUUUGACUUCUUGGCUGUGUUCACUUUUGAGAAUUUAAUCCAGGUGACGCGAGGGAAGCUGUGGCCGCUAAUUUUUCUACUGUGCACGAUUACUGCAGUCCUGUCAACGUUCCUCGACAACGUCACUACCGUACUGCUGUUGUCGCCAGUCACUAUAAGGUUGUGCGAAGUUAUGGACCUGGAUCCAGUCCCAAUCCUGAUAUUUAUGGCGAUCUACAGCAAUGUCGGAGGAUGCGCUACUCCUGUGGGGGAUCCCCCCAACGUUAUAGUAGCCUCUAACAAAGCUGUCAUUCAGGCCGGAAUCAAUUUUACCAACUUCACCGCACACAUGGCUCUGGGAAUCCUAUUAAUUUUCAUACAAACGACUCUUCAGAUCCGGUUCAUGUACCGUGACACUAAUAAACUACGGUUGCAAGAACCCAGGGAAAUACAGGAUAUACGCAAUCAGAUCUCAAUAUGGCGCCGCGCUGCGGAGUCAUUGCCACACCUCAGCAAGGACGUCCACGUCGUGAGGGAGAGGCUGGAGAGAAAGGUCAAGAAGCUGACUGUGCAACUUGACAAGAUGUUGCGGGAGAGCAGCAAGAGAGCUUGUCCUAAAGCCACAUUUAAAAGCACGCUUGUAGACUUAAAGAAAAAGUACAAAAUUCGCGACAAGGUGCUUCUUAUAAAAGCGAUAGUUGCGAUCGUUUUCGCCGUCACUCUGUUCUUCCUGCAUUCUAUACCCCAGUUCAAUCGUGUAUCCCUAAGCUGGACGGCACUCCUUGGUGCCAUUCUUCUGCUGAUUCUCGCAGACCGCGAGGACUUGGAGCCAGUACUGCAUCGUGUGGAAUGGUCUACUCUUUUAUUCUUUGCAGCGCUCUUUGUACUUAUGGAGGCGCUGUCUAAGCUCGGCUUGAUUCUAUACAUCGGCAGUUUCAUGGAGCAGCUCAUAUUUAAGGUGGAUGAGAGCGCUCGUCUCGCAGCUGCCUUGAUGUUGAUUUUGUGGGUGUCGGGAGUGAUAUCCGCCUUUGUAGACAACAUACCGUUGACGACAAUGAUGAUACGGGUUGUCGUGUCGAUAGGUUCAAAUCCCAACUUGAACCUCCCCAUGGCGCCGUUGAUAUGGGCCUUGAUGUUUGGAGCUUGUUUGGGAGGUAACGGGACGCUGAUUGCCGCAAGCGCAAACGUGGUUUGUGCUGGCGUAGCUGAGCAGCACGGCUACCGCUUCACCUUCAUGCAAUUCUUCCGCGUCGGCUUCCCCAUUAUGAUCGGACACCUCCUUGUCUCCUCCCUCUACCUCCUCCUCUGUCAUUGCGUAUUCGCCUGGCAUUGA
This is a messenger RNA of Parnassius apollo (apollo), 1704 nucleotides long. The record is from the annotation of a GenBank genome assembly. Lineage: Eukaryota; Metazoa; Arthropoda; Insecta; Lepidoptera; Papilionidae.